AUGGCUGUCGCAUCUAUACAAGACCGGACCGCCGAGUUCAAAUCCGUCCUGACCCAAGUCCAAAAACGACAGGCCUCAUCGAAACUCGGCGCACAAAGACGAUCGCUCCUCACCGAUUCCGAGAGGGCUGCUGCAAAUAGCGAUGCGCCACCACGGAGAUCCGAGUUCGCCAGGAGGGCUGCCGAUAUUGGAAGAGGAAUCGGCGGUACCAUGGGCAAGCUGGAGAAGCUGGCACAGCUAGCGAAACGGAAGACACUAUUCGACGACCGACCCGUCGAAAUCAACGAGCUCACCUUUGUAAUCAAGCAAGAUCUCAACUCCCUAAACCAACAGAUCUCCGGGCUCCAGACCCUCACACGGCAACAACAUCCCAAAGUAGACCAGGAAGGCGAACACAAUAAGAAUGUGGUACUAAUGUUGCAGGGGAAGCUGAGCGACGUUGGGGCGAAUUUCAAGGACGUGUUGGAGGUCCGGACCAAGAACAUUCAGAGCUCGAGAUCAAGAACAGAAAAUUUUAUAUCCACCGUCUCCCAACAUGCACAGCCAUCAAUCCAACAAUCAGCUUCACCCCUAUACGGGGCAACACCGAACAGGGGAUCACCAUCACAGGGGACCGAUCUCCUAUCGCUAAAUCCCGUGGGCGAUCAGCAACUGCUUUUGAUGGAGGAGGCACAGCCGCAGAAUACAUAUAUCCAACAGAGAGGGCAGGCUAUCGAGUCCAUCGAGAGGACCAUCAACGAACUCGGAUCGAUCUUUGGUCAACUGGCGCAAAUGGUGUCGGAGCAAAGCGAGAUGAUCGAAAGGAUAGACGCCAACACGGAGGACGUUGUGGACAAUGUGCAAGGCGCACAACGAGAACUACUCAAAUACUGGUCGACAGUGUCCAGCAACCGGUGGCUGAUAGCAAAGAUGUUUGGCGUACUCAUGGUCUUUUUCCUGCUCUGGGUCCUCGUGGCGGGAUAA
Messenger RNA from Anthostomella pinea, 963 nucleotides. The record is from the annotation of a GenBank genome assembly. Lineage: Eukaryota; Fungi; Ascomycota; Sordariomycetes; Xylariales; Xylariaceae.